AUGAAUGAAUUGAAUAAUUAUCUCGAGGAGGAAACAAUUGUUUCUUUGUUCAAGAACCCAGAGCAAGAGGUAUUAAAUGUAAUCAUAAGUGCAGGAAAGAAUCUAAAUGAGGUAAUAGUGGUUAGAACAGAACAGACUUUACUUCACUGUGCAGUUGAACAUCAAUACGAGAUGGUUGCUGCAACGCUGCUUGGAUAUGGAAUGAACGGACUAACUAAGGAUAAGUCGGGAGAAACAGCAUUAGGUCUUGCAAUAAAGAGGAAAAAGUCUGAUAGCAUGAGUGCUCUUAUUGCCAGAAGUAUGAAGCCACUUGAAUUACGAAUAUUAUUUGGACUAUUAUGGGAGGAAGACGAGAAUAAGGACCAAGUGGAAAAAGAGUUGGACUUAAACGAAGAUUUGCUUAAUAGUAAUUGCUACUUUACGGUAACGCUAUUUUCUUUGUAUAUGUAUUUCCAAAUUUAUUAG
Messenger RNA from Mercenaria mercenaria, 465 nucleotides. RefSeq lists its product as uncharacterized. Lineage: Eukaryota; Metazoa; Mollusca; Bivalvia; Venerida; Veneridae. The coding region runs from base 1 to 465 and encodes 154 amino acids. The transcript is spliced from 3 exons. Gene Ontology annotation, molecular function: protein binding. The record is from RefSeq and is a predicted model, not a curated record.